AUAUAUUAUAUAGAAUGCGAUUUUGGUGAACCGACAUUCAACAAAGUCCACAAAGAUGGGAUCAAGUGCUAGGAAAAUGGUGACUUGAAGUCGUAAGAAACUGAUAUCGAGGGUUUAUAGGAACUUGAACCCAGUUUUCUAAUUGCUGGCUUCUGGGACUUGUGUUUACUGUGUCUUUAAAAACAUGGGACCACUUGAUCAUCUUUAUCUCUAAAGCUAUUUCAAGGAGUAAAAGAUCAUUGACAGAAAAAGAAAAUUUCUUGGAGAUCAUUGACAGAAAAAGAAAUUUUCUUGGAUAAACACACAUAUACAUGUGCUUUUAUAUGUCUCUGAAAUAUGAAGAUUUUUAGUUGGGUUCAAAGAAAGCUUAGCGGAAAGAAGCAUGAGCCUACUUCAGAUUCUUCUCAAGAAUCAUUAGGUCCUCCUUUGAGUAAAGAAGUCCAAGGUUUGCCUCAAGACGAAGAAACCUUCUUAGCCAUUGGAACACUUGGAAACAAUCUCUGCCCCAAGGAAGAAGAAGAAACAGAUUCUAGCAAAUUAGAUCUAACUGCGGUUAAUACAGAUGUUACUAUUGGGAAGAAGAAAUCACUUUCUUUUCUUCUCAAGAAGAUGUUUGUUUGCACAAGUGGCUUCAAAACUCCACCUCCUCUUCUUGAUUUGUCUAGAGGAGAUUCAUUGCACAAUACACGAAUGGAAAAGAUGCUUAGGACAAUACUCAACAAGAAGAUACAUCCACAACGUUCAAAUUCUAUUGCAAAGAAGUACUUGGAGAAUCAUCAUAAGAUUGUAGAUGAAGCUCGUUCAAGUGUUGACGCCAACAAAUGGGUCAAGACUGAUUCUGAAUAUAUUGUCUUGGAGAUGUAGAUAUCAACCAAUAAGCUAAAUGGAGAUUGAUAGGCAUGGUCUCAAAUGAGUAAUGGACCUAAUGGUGUAAGUUCAACUGUUGAAGAUAUGAAGAAAAACAUUGGAGGAAGGGUCAUGAAAUAUCUCUGAUAAUCACUGUUUACAGAUGUAUAUUUACUUGUCAAAGUCCAUUUUUCAUUAUAGAUUUGUUUUUUUUUCAGAUUUUAAUGUGGUGAAGAAAAUCUGUUUGCUCAUGUAACUAUAAAUAUUCAUCUUAUCAAAUAAUUUUAUUUGUAUUUAUGCAGUUUAAAAUAAAUGAUGAAUAAUGAAUGACUGAGAUUUCUUGUUUAAUAUACAACUAUGAAACUAGGCCUGGGCAAAUAAACCGAACCGA
Arabidopsis lyrata subsp. lyrata is the source of this 1237-nucleotide messenger RNA. RefSeq lists its product as uncharacterized. Gene Ontology annotation, biological process: regulation of growth; gravitropism. The transcript has 6 exons. Lineage: Eukaryota; Viridiplantae; Streptophyta; Magnoliopsida; Brassicales; Brassicaceae. The record is from RefSeq and is a predicted model, not a curated record. The coding region runs from base 337 to 864 and encodes 175 amino acids.